Messenger RNA from Triticum dicoccoides, 2419 nucleotides. RefSeq names its product protein trichome birefringence-like 19. The record is from RefSeq and is a predicted model, not a curated record. Bases 113 to 1573 code for a protein of 486 amino acids. Gene Ontology annotation, cellular component: Golgi apparatus. The transcript has 3 exons. Gene Ontology annotation, molecular function: O-acetyltransferase activity. Lineage: Eukaryota; Viridiplantae; Streptophyta; Magnoliopsida; Poales; Poaceae.
CCGGCCGCCGCCAAGAGAACGAGUAAUUACGCCAGCUACCUCAAGAACACGACACGCGCUGCGUGCGCGGCGCGCAUUCUUCUCCUCCUCCUUCUUCUUCUUCUUCUUCCACAUGCGGCUCUGCCCGUCACCUUCCUCAACUCCUGAUCUCGAGCGCGCACGCCAACGCCCCUCGACCAUGAAACCCCACAAGAGCAGCCCCUUCUCGCGGAAGGUCUCCGUCGCCGUUGCCACGCCGACCCUCCUCCUGCUGGCCCUCGCCGUCGUCUCGCUCUACGACUUCAACUUCGCCGAAAGGUACCAGUACAUACGCCGCGCCUCCUCUUCAUCCUUUGCGUCCCCUGCCACCACCCCCUCGUCUCCCACGGUUCCGGCGACAGUACCAUCGUCAACUUCGCCGGCGUCUCCGGCCAACUCCUCCUCGUCUUCGGCGUCCCUGGCCAACUACUCCUCGUCGGCGUCUCCGGCCACGGCCCUCGAAGCAUGCGAUCUUACGCGGGGCCAAUGGGUGCCGGACGACGAGCCAUCGUACUACACCAACCUGACGUGCCCGUUCAUCGACGACCUCCAGAACUGCAUGAAGUUCGGCAAGCCGGGCCUGGACCUCAUGCGCUGGCGGUGGAAGCCUGACGGCUGCGACCUCCCCCGCUUCGACGCCGGGCGGUUCUUGGAGGCCAUGAGGGGCAGGUCCAUGGCCUUCGUCGGGGACUCGCUCGCCAGGAACCACGUCAAGUCUCUGCUUUGCAUCCUGUCGCAGGUGGCAGAGCCGGUGGAGCUGGUCACCGCGACGGAGACGGACGUGACGAGGAGGGCCGUCCGGCGAGACUUCCACUACGGCAGCCACGGCUUCAACGUCUCGCUCUUCUGGUCGCCCUUCCUGGUCAAGGCCAACCUCUCGAACGCGGCGCUCGGCCUGGGCCUGUGGGACGUGCACCUCGACACGGCGGACGCCCGGUGGGCGGCGCACAUCGCCGACUUCGACUACAUCGUCCUGUCCGGCACCAACUGGUUCUUCCGCCCCUCGGUGUACUACGCGGGCGGCCGGGCCGUCGGGCGCAACGGCGGCGCCAGCGGCGCCCACAACGCGACGGAGACGCCCGUCUCCGGCGCGGUGCGCGCCGCGUUCCGCACGGCGCUCGGCGCCAUCAUGGCCCGCGAGGGGUUCCGGGGCAAGGCCGUGGUCCGGACGGUCACGCCCGCGCACUUCGAGAACGGGGAGUGGAACACCGGCGGCGACUGCGUGCGCACGCGGCCGCUCCGCCGCGGCGAGCGCGCCCGCGACGCCGUCGUGGCCGAGUUCCGCGCCGCGCAGGUUGACGCGCUGAGAGAGACGGAGGCGGCGACGCAGCGGAACCGGAGCGGCGCGGAGCUGCGGCUGCUGGACAUCACGGAGGCGAUGGAGCUGCGGCCGGACGGGCACCCGAGCCGGUACGGGCACCCGCCGGGAGGGAGCGUGGAGGGGAGCUUCGUGGUGGACUGCCUGCACUGGUGCUUGCCAGGGCCGAUCGACCUGUGGAGCGAGCUGCUGUUCCACAUGCUGGCGGCUCAUCCACAGCCUGCUGACAUUGAGUGAGUGGUGCAAAUGCAUCGAAGCCAGACUUUGUGUAAAUUGAUCUUCUUUUUUUGCCGCAUUAAUUCCGAGCAAAGUGAAUCCACGGUUCGGUUGCCAACCAUACCGUCGUCUGUCUUUCUGUCUGUGUGUCUGUGUGUGUCUGUACUAGCAGGGUUUCUCCUUCCCCUAUCUCCACUCUCCUCUCGCGGCGCUCCCGUGGGCGCUCCGAGGGGAACCCAUCCCGGCCGCCGCCUCUCUCCUCCCUCCUCUGCCCACCUCCCUCGCCGCCGCCCGGUGGCGCCGCCGGGCGAAGCCAGGCCGGCCGGGGCAGCGGCGGGGCCUUCCUUUCCCCUCCGCUCAUGGUCAUGGCCGGCGCGGGACGGCUUCCCGAGCGGGGGCGCUAGCCUAUGGCGGGGGCUAGCGGCGUGGCGGCGCUCCGUCGGGGUGGCCUGCCUUGGCGGCGACCUGGUGGGCGGCCGCGGCGUGGCGGCUGCGGCGGGUCAGAUCGGGCGGUGGCGGGCCAGCACGCCUCCAGCUAGAUCCGCGCGGAUUUGGUCCCUGGCGGUAGCGGGCGUCGCGGGGUGGCGGCGCAGGUCCUCGUGGGCUCUGCAUAGAGGUGGAUUGCAGCGGCGUGGCUGCAACCACGUGGUCGGCCGGUCUGCGCGCAGCGGCGGCGGGACUGCUCCGGCGGCUUUCUCGGACGGCGACCCGUGUACGAGAGAUAGGUCUUCGAUCAGAUCUGGGUGAAAAUCUGCUAUUGGCUAUUGCCUUAGGUCGGCGAUGGCGACGCUGUCUGCAUCGUUCCCUUCCUGAAGGCAUCGUCGUGGAGAUUCAAGGCCACUCUCUGCUACCUCCGGGGGAAACUCU